Molecule: messenger RNA, 1350 nt
Organism: Rotaria sp. Silwood1
Lineage: Eukaryota; Metazoa; Rotifera; Eurotatoria; Philodinida; Philodinidae
Source: the annotation of a GenBank genome assembly
AUGGAUUUAAUCGAUAUGAGGAGUAUUGGGGAUGGAGAAUAUAAAUGGAUUCUUCAUACCAAAGAUCAUUUUACUAAAUUUUCCUGGUGCUAUCCGCUAAAAACCAAGGAAGCAGAACCAGUUGCUGAAAAGCUCCUACAACAAUUUUAUCUGUUUGGAGCACCACGUAUUUUACAAAGCGAUAAUGGCAAAGAAUUCGUGGCUAAAGUUAUAAGGGAUUUAAAAAAAACAUGGCCUGACCUCAUCAUUAUCAAUGGCCGUCCUCGUCACCCCCAAACGCAGGGAUUAGUGGAGCGGGGCAACCAAACACUUGAAUCAGCUCUUGGAAAAUGGAUGGAAUCAAAUAAUCGUAAAGAUUGGUCGAACGGUGCGUAUAUUCAUGCAUUAACAACCAUCUAUAAAAGGCUGUUGAGUUUAGGUUUGCCACAAGUGAUUUAUUCGAUUAAUACAAGUUCAGCUAAGUCUACUGAUAAAUCACCAUAUGAGGUAGUUUUCGGUCAGAAAGCAAGAUGUGAUAUCGCAAUGUGGCAAGUUUUAUCAGAUCAAGGUAUUUUGGAUGAGGAAGAUCUUCCAUAUAAUUUUAUGGAUGGGCUAAAAGAAUGCCAGGAGCGUGAAGGUGAAGGUGAAGUCAUAAUGUCUUCUAAUAUUGGUACAUCAUCAACUUUCCUAGAACAAACACCUCAAACAUUAUCAAAUUUUUCUUUAUCACCGGCAUCACCACCUGUAGUUCACAUUCCCUCGAACAAAAAAAGACGACAAGCCAGACUAUUUUCUAAUGAUGAAUUUUUAUCUAUCAACAAAGGUGAAACAUCUGACAGUAGUGAUACUCGUUCAGUCAAUAAUCAUCAACAAAUACGAGCUGAAGCUGAAGCGUCCUAUAUGGCUAAUAUUGUGAAACGACAAAAAUUGUUCAACAAUGCAUUACGUAAGCAUGAAUACAAAGUUGGUAAUUUGGUUGGUUUAAAAAUCGACAAAGUUGACAGAACAAAUGUUACACCUAAGAUAUUGCCAUGUAAAAUAAUAUCGAUUCAAUCAGCAUCAAAUGAUAUGGAUACUUAUCAAUUAUGUACAACAACAUGCGUAAUCUCUUCACGGUUUCAAGUGCUCGAUCUGUUGGAUUUAUCCAAUUGUAACUUUCGUGACUUACGUGAAGUCGAUUCAACAGCUUUACCAACAAUGACAUUCAUUCAAGCAUGCAAAGCGUAUGUGAAUGCAGGAUUAGUUACUCCUGUUGAAGUAUGUAAUUGUAAUGGUAAUUGUUCAACAAAAAAAUGUUCUUGUCGGGCAGCAAAAAUACAAUGUGGUACCAAAUGUCAUUCGUCAAAAACGAAACCAUGUUCAAAUGUCUAG